Folsomia candida is the source of this 3204-nucleotide messenger RNA. Its product is annotated as QRFP-like peptide receptor. Gene Ontology annotation, molecular function: peptide binding; G protein-coupled receptor activity. The coding region runs from base 652 to 2373 and encodes 573 amino acids. Gene Ontology annotation, biological process: G protein-coupled receptor signaling pathway. Lineage: Eukaryota; Metazoa; Arthropoda; Collembola; Entomobryomorpha; Isotomidae. Gene Ontology annotation, cellular component: membrane. The record is from RefSeq and is a predicted model, not a curated record. The transcript is spliced from 11 exons.
ACUCACUCCUCCGCUCCCUGGCUGAGCCGCAUCAACUCCAUCGUCUUCGUCUCAGCUCCUUCGUCAACGCUUGGGAAAAAGUGUUUGGAAUUGAAACAAGUGGUUCAACUAAAGAUAAACAGAAGCGAAACGUCGUAAAAAGUAGCGAAACCUUCAUUUUACAUUCCACCGCUUAACGUUUAAUAUUCAAUCUAUUUUUGUAAUGCUUAAAGUGGUUUAACCAAAAUAUCCGGUUGGGGACCGGAAGUUGGAACAAUUUGAGUUUGUAAAUUUAUGCCAUUUGUGUAACUUGAUUUUGUCGACAAGGGGGGACCUGUUUCAUAUCUAAUUUCGUAAAGUGAAUAUUGUCUAAAGCAGGCUUAAUGGAAUCUCAACUUUCCCCUCCUGCUUUCUCUUGAGAUUCAACUGACUGUGAUACAUAUAAAGAAGGACACAAGUCUCCUCUGCCCUUGAAACCCCUGCAUAAAAUAUUUAUGCUCAUUGGGAUUACUUUCUAAGAGAUUUUCUGUGUGCAUUAUGCAAUAUGGAGAGAAAACUGUAAACCCACAAUAAAAAUUGUACUCGAAGGCGAAGGAAAUAAAGUGUUUUCUUCCAGCAGAAUUGCACAAUUUCAACGAAACGUGGAAUGAAAUAAUACUGUGACAAUUAAGCAUGAAGAUGAUAACCAUAUCGCUGAACUGUAGUGUCACUCCGUGUGGAAACGUCACGUUUCAGCAACUGGGGGACUUGUACGAGAACCUCUACAUUUAUGACCGACUGCCAAAUAUGAUUCUCAUUGCCACGUACCUCCCACUUUUUCUAAUUGCACUCACCAGCAACAUUCUCAUCAUUGUGACUGUGAGUCGCUACAGGAGUUUGAGAAGCGUCAGUAACUACUUCUUGGUGAGCUUGGCGGUGGCUGAUGUGCUUAUCACAAUAAUAUGCAUGCCCAUGGCCACCUUACAAGCCGUUUACUCGUUAUGGAUUUACGGAGACCUAGCGUGCAAGUUUUCACAUUAUCUGAAAGGAGUGUCUGUAAGCGCCAGUGUUUUUACGAUCACGGCAAUGAGUAUAGAUCGCUAUAUGGCAAUACGUCACCCUAUGAGCCGGAAAAUUAUUAACAGGCGCACCACCAUUAAGAUAAUUUGCGUCCUGUGGUGCUUGGCAUUGGUGAUAUUUUCUCCAAUAUUGUAUGUCCGGAGGUCGGAAGGAUGGAAAUUCGAAUGGGAUCCGCAAGAAUAUUUGCACUGCAUCGAGGUUUGGCCGGAUCAAUUAAGCCAGAAAACUUUUGGGCUCUUUUGCUUUAUCAUUGUCUACCUUAUUCCUGGUUGCAUCGUUGUUCUGGCUUAUUCCUUGAUGGGACUUCGUCUUUGUUCACGGCAACUGCUGCCCGAAUAUGAGAUCACUCGUGGGGCCACUGACGUCAAUUCUGUUGGAGAGCUGGGGAACUCAAAUUCGGCCUGGCAGGUUUCUGCCGUUGGAGGAAGAUUGAUUCGAGAAAGGCGUCGAGUCGCAAAGAUUUUGCUCGUGCUCGCUCUCGUCUUUGCAUUUUGCUGGUUACCGUACAGCGUGUUGAGCUUAAUUCUCGACAUGAAUGCCAAACAGGCAGGGCCACCUCCUUCUCCAGACGAUGAGCCACCAGCCGACUUUUCAACUUCAGGAAACGAUGAAGAUGAACAAUUCACCUACAUUGCGAACCUUCUUCUUCCGUUCGCAAUUCUACUAGGACAUAGCCAAGCUGCCGUGAAUCCCCUCGUUUUUUGCCUCCUGAGUAAGAACUUUCGUCGCAGCGUGACGGAUCUAAUACGCCACCCAACAAGGGCCAUUCGAAGUCGACAACAGUGCAAGAUACGGAUGACAUUUCGGAAGGAUCCUGUGCCAUCCGCAGAACCCAACAGUUCCGAAAAACCAGUGAGUUCUCGACCACGAAACCACCACGCGCCGGACCCUCCAAAGUCUAGCCUAGUGGAUGGAGGUGACAUCCGGCUGGCGGAAAUGGGUGCUAAACAAAGCCAUCAUCUUGAGGUUGUGGUGGCGUAUUCUCCAACACCAUCGUCACUAUCCAGCGGUUACAGCUCUCUUCGGGUCUCAGAUAACAGUUUGAGUUGUCAUCAAUGUUCUCAAUACCAGGCAAGCUUACAGCAGCAGGUCCAACAACACAAUCCUUGCGGGAAUACUCAUUGUGGUUAUUGUUCAAUGUCCUUGUGUCCGUAUCCUCAUUAUCCUCCGAUCUCUUGCCACUGUCAAGUGCAUACAUCAUCAAUCUGUAAAAAAGGAGCCUCAUCUUUUUGCGAGCAUCGAAGGGUUGAAGUACCUUCCACGAUAAGAGAAGAGUCUGAAAAUUCACAUCUUAGUCAACGAUCAAAGACAUCAUCCAAGGUUUGUUUCACGUAAGCGUAUUAGCUUUGAAAUUCCAUAUUUUUUAUGAGGUUCACAAGUAAAGACGUCCAAACAAACUGAAUUUAUAUCCAAAAUAUCUCAAAAAAUUCUCUCUGAUACGAAUUAGUAAACUAGAAACAGUAUGGAUUUAUAUAUAUGUAAAUAUAUGCCCAAUAUGUAUAGCACACAUACGACAUACGUGCAUACUUAUAUAUGUACAUAGCUUACAGAUAUGCAUGAUCUCAGAUUACAAUAGUCUGCAUGGUUUGAAACUAUAUGUACAUUAUACAAUUGUACUAAAUACUAUAAUAGCUGUACUACUACUAAUGUUACCAAGAUGAAAGUAAGUAAGCUGAGAUGGUUAUUAUAAAAUUAUGCUGCAAAUGUAUCUAUUUUACUAUCCGUUUACUGUUAUUUGCUUUGUUGCUCAUUUGCUAAUAAUGAUUACAUAAUAGAUAUUUCUACCUGAAGGAGUGAAUAAACUAUCGAUUGUGGUUAGGUUGUGAUACACCUUGAAAUUAUAUACAGACAUAAAUACAUUCAUUAUUACUCCUGAAAAAGAACAGCGUACCUGGUCUCGAAUAUGCAGACCGAUAAAUGUAAUGCAACAUGUAAACUGUACUCUGGUAAACAUUAGCAAAUCUUUCAUCAGAGAGUUAUAAAUUCAUUUUGUAUGUUUUAAUGUCACAGUCGCACCUAAACUGUUGAUCUUUGUGGAAACUGUUUAGUUUUAGUCUAGAUAUAUGUGGUUGUCUCAACUGUUAUACAUGUACAUACAUAAAUACACAUGGUCUAAUGGUCUCAACUAUUAAUAAAGGCUCGGAUAAUUUUGGUGUGCACAUUUCA